UUUUCUUUUUUAAUGAAUUUUUCCAUUAGUGAGCUUGGUUUCAUUUGGAUCAGAGUUUGGAUUUUUAUGCUUUGUCAAUGAAGUUGCUUGACAAACUGGGAUAGUGUUAGUCUACAACAAAGAGAGGAGAUAAUAUAUGGAUUUAUGGGUGGUUGCAGCAGCUACAGGCGCAGGGUACAUAGCCAAGUACUGGCGAAACUUGAAAUCUAAUGAUAGAGAAACCUCUUCUGCAUCAUUUUCCUUUGAUUCAAUUUACAGGCAAUCUGAAUCCAGGAACUUGCUGCAACAAAUAAGGGAUCAAACCAGCCCCUUACGCAGACUAGCCGGCGAACAAUUAGACAUAGAUGGCUUAUUUAUACACGGAAAAGAUUUUAUAGGAUUUACAACUACUCAAAGGCAAGUGGAGAACAAUGACGACUAUAAUUUGCUUUCAUUAACAAGUUUUCCGCCAUUGUUAAAAGAAAAUAAAAAUUUUCAAGGAAAUGGAAAUGGGAUGGAGGGAAAGAGUAACUUCUCUGAUGUAUCUAGACAUCUUAGGAGUAGGUAUUAUGGGAAUUUUCUUGAACCCCUUGAGCUUGAUUCAUUGGAAAGCAGCCUUAGAGCUCAGUUGCUUAUGGAAUAUGCUGCAAUGGAGGAAUAUGUUCAUAGUUCAGUUCCUGAGCAGUCCAUACCAACAGUGAGACCAUUGUUGUUAACUGAUGGGAGCCGGAUAAUCAGCAGGGCUAGCUGCGAUUCCAACCGUGAAAUGCAGCUACAGAACGGAGAAUAUAAGCUUCAAAGUGAAGAUGGGCUAGAGCAAAAUGAGAUGCAGCUGUUACAAAGGAAACUUAAACAAGAGAUUCGAAGGCAGUCCAGAAGAUUCUCCAUGAUGAGGGAAACUAGUCAAUCAUUCCAUUCACAAGCUGCACGCUUGCCAGGACUUCCCAAUCCAAAGCUUCUUUUCUUCCUUGGGAUCAGUAUUGGUGUAAUGUCCACCAUUCUUGCCAACAAAGGUGAAAUGGAAAAAUUAAACGAGCAGUUGCAGGAGAACGAGAACUUGGUUCAAGAUUUACAGGAGGAGCUGGAAAUGAAAGAACUGCUAAAUGUGAAGGAGCUUAAGCUUGAUGAGGCUUUUGAGUCCUCCGCAACAAAUAAGGACCCAUUACUCAGCGAUACACCACAUGGUUCAUACACCAAACAAGAAUUAGAUAUAUAUAACAAUUCUGAUGGUGAAGAACCAGACGAUCAGAAAGCAGUAGGUUCUGAGGCAAUGAGUAAAAUUGAGGCUGAGCUUGAAGCAGAACUAGAAAGAUUGGAGGUAAACAUGAGGACAUAUAGCUUGGAGAAAAUUCCUGAUUAUGUUGAGCUUGAUCCUGGUUUUGACACAGAUAUUGUUCAUGGUGAUCUAAAACUAGAUAAGGCUAAAGGGGACCCUUGUGGUUUAUCUGAUUCAGACCAUGAAGUAAGCGGAACAUCCACCAAUCCACCUGAUAUAGAAAACUAUGCUGUGUCACCUCGAGAGUUAAGCCUGCAACUUCAUAAAGUUAUUCAAUCAAGGCUAGAAGCACGCAUCAUGGAACUUGAGGCUGCCCUUGAACAUAACCAGAAGCGGUUGCAUUCUAUGGAAUUGGAAAGCGUAAAGCCUUGGAGAAAAAGGGACUCGUAUGGCGAAUUAGAAUCUUCUUCCCAUGAAAGCACAACUUUCAUUGAUGAAAACUAUGAGGAUGAUUGACUCUUGGUUAUGAAUUUGUCUGGGGAAGUUCCACUUCCAGCAACCUACAACAAGGCUUAUGAAGUAAUUACGAGGACGAUCAAUUAGUGAAGAGACAAUAGUGAUGGUUUUUGAGAAAGAAGCAGAAUGUUCAGAAAGGCCAAAAUAGUGAAGUAGAAGGUCUGUUGGAGUUCAACAAAGUUGGUAAAGAAUUGAACUGAUGAUAACAUCUGAUCUGCUUCCUGGGAAGAAUAGAAAGGUAGGAGUUAGGAAUCAAAUGAGCUGGUGAAUAUGAUUUCCAUAGAGCAGAUUGUGAAUUAAAUGGGAUGGCUGUAAAUAUCAUAGCAAGAAUGAAAAAAAAGGAUUAGAUUAGCCUCAGCUAAAAUAAAAUGUUUAUUUUUGUAUGUGUAAUUAAUUUUAUAUGCUUGGAGCAUUGCAGAUUGUAGAGCCAAAAGAAAUUUGUAAAAAAUGUCGUAGAAAAG
Pistacia vera is the source of this 2172-nucleotide messenger RNA. RefSeq lists its product as uncharacterized. NCBI's taxonomy places the organism in Eukaryota, Viridiplantae, Streptophyta, Magnoliopsida, Sapindales, Anacardiaceae. Gene Ontology annotation, biological process: asymmetric cell division. The transcript is spliced from 3 exons. The record is from RefSeq and is a predicted model, not a curated record. The coding region runs from base 137 to 1711 and encodes 524 amino acids.